UGAGGCUGGAUUCCUAGUGUCGUUUUAUCACCUCAAGUGGUACUGAAAAUCUGCUUGGGCCAUGGACUAGUCAGGUGUUUUUGGCCAAAUUCUAAACAGGUACUUGAAGGAUUUGCAAUAUUGCACCUUUAGCUCUCUGUAAAUGAUAAUAGAGGGAUUACAGAGGAGGAGCAGCGAAAGCACCUUAUUUUUGUUUUGUCUUCAGGCUGUUGAUUUAAGGAUUCACUAAAGUACAGUGGAAACAUGUAUUUAUUCCAGAGCUAUAAAAGCAAAGACGACAGUGAGCCCUUCGCUUUAAGAGCCACUGUGAGAACAUGGGAACAAAACAGACACACAUCCAUGCAGCAGCGUUACUCUCCGUUCUGCUAUGCGGGCCGUGGCACGUAACAUCGGACUCGGAUGAGGUGGUCCUGUCUGAGUGGGAGAUCUGGAAAAUCAGCCACGGCAUAUCCUACGAUGAACUGGAUGACGUGCAGAGGAGGGCCAUCUGGGAGCAGAACAUGCACUUAAUUGAUGACAACAAUAAAGGCUUUUUCCUGGGUACAAGAGGGUUCACUAUGGCCAUGAAUAAAUACGGAGACCUGACAAGACAAGAAUAUCAGGUUUUACAAGGAGCCUUCAUGAACGCUCAGUUUGCGAAGAGAGGGAAGAACACUUCGGCCAGGAAGCUGCGCGAGAACGCCAGGAAGCUCGACGCAUGGGCUGUUGACUACAGGAAUAUGGGUUAUGUCACUGCAGUGAAAGAUCAGGGUUUCUGCGGUUCUUGCUGGGCCUUCAGCACUACGGGAGCGAUUGAGGGACAAAUAUACAAAAAUACAGGCAGGCUGAUCUCACUGAGCGAGCAAAACCUGGUUGAUUGCUCCAGACCAUAUGGCACCUAUGGCUGCAGUGGUGCCUGGAUGGCCAAUGCCUACGACUACGUGGUCAGCAAUGGGCUGCAGUCUGAAACCAGCUACCCAUACACCUCAGUGGACACACAACCCUGUUUCUAUGACAGCAACCUUGCAGUUGCCCAUAUCAGAGACUACAGAUUCAUACCGAAAGGGGAUGAGCAGGCGCUGGCUGAUGCCGUGGCAACCAUCGGGCCAAUCACAGUCGCUUUUGAUGCUGAUCAUUCGAGUUUUCUCUUCUAUAGUUCUGGAAUAUAUGAAGAACCCAACUGCAACCCAAACAAUCUGAGCCAUGCGGUGCUGCUGGUUGGCUACGGCUCCGAAGGAGGCCAAGACUACUGGAUCAUCAAAAACAGUUGGGGUAGCAGCUGGGGUGAAGGUGGCUACAUGCGGCUGAUCCGUGAUGGCAAGAAUACUUGUGGUAUUGCUAGCUAUGCUUUGUAUCCUAUCCUCUGAUUCUGAUCGGAUGUUUCAGAACAAAAUCUCCUGCUACGAGUUUCAUGUGGCCUGUUAUAAGGACUCCAGAAAACUGUCAGUCAUUUCUUGUGCAGAUUAUUUCAUGUUUCGAGUGCUUCUAUGGUCAGGAUUUUUUCUUUUUGAGUGUCUCUGCUGAAGUCCUUUAAGAUUGCUGUUGGCUUUUACGGCUGCUCUCAGGGAUCCCUACAGUACAACUGGGUGGCAGAGUAUGAAAAAAUGCUUUAUAAUAUAUUCAUAUACAUAUAGUUUCCAUUAUGCAACAACACUAAUAUUA
Thalassophryne amazonica is the source of this 1641-nucleotide messenger RNA. RefSeq names its product cathepsin 12 (gene cts12). The transcript has 8 exons. Gene Ontology annotation, biological process: immune response. The record is from RefSeq and is a predicted model, not a curated record. NCBI's taxonomy places the organism in Eukaryota, Metazoa, Chordata, Actinopteri, Batrachoidiformes, Batrachoididae. Gene Ontology annotation, cellular component: lysosome. Bases 315 to 1346 code for a protein of 343 amino acids. Gene Ontology annotation, molecular function: cysteine-type endopeptidase activity.